Onychostoma macrolepis is the source of this 3039-nucleotide messenger RNA. RefSeq names its product phosphoethanolamine/phosphocholine phosphatase 1 (gene phospho1). The record is from RefSeq and is a predicted model, not a curated record. The coding region runs from base 1451 to 2302 and encodes 283 amino acids. Lineage: Eukaryota; Metazoa; Chordata; Actinopteri; Cypriniformes; Cyprinidae. Gene Ontology annotation, molecular function: phosphatase activity. The transcript is spliced from 3 exons.
UCUCUGUGUGUGUGUCCACAAAAAUGGCAAUAUCCAUAACCCUUGUUCUUGUGGGGACAUUUUUUGGAAAAUGGCUAUUUAUUUAUUUUUAAAUCUAAAAUAGCAGAAAGUUUUGUGUGAGGCAUAGAUUUAGGGGUAGGGUUAGGGUAAGGGAUAAUAUUUUGUACUGUAUAAAAACCAUUAUUAUGCCUAUCGGGAUGUCCCCAUAAAACAUGGAAACCCAACGUGUGUGUGUGUGUGUGUGUGUGUGUGUGUUGAAUGCAGAAGUAAUACAUCAGUGAAGCACGUGAUUAGAGUGUCCUGAACUCAUUGAACUCUGGUGAUGAAAAUGAAACAAAGGACAUUUGCAUUCAGUGCUUUUCUUCGCAAUGUCACAUAUUUGAUAUCCUUAUGUAGAGUUACAUCUGGAACUGCAUUGACGGAUGCCCUUACGCCCAGAUGCCUUCUUGGAAUAAAUCAGUAGUCUCAUUGUGUAUCCUCUGCCCAACAUAGACCUGCAGAAAGAGUUCAUUUGAAUGUAGAGUAGUGUAUAUAGGCCUAUAGACUAACAUAAACCCCAUCAAAUAAGCUAUCAAGACUUUGCUGUUUAGGGAUGAUGAUAAUGACAAACCAGUUCCCUUUUCCACUCCUCCCAAAAAUAGCCUUUUUUAACAGGCUGUCAUUAGCAUUUCUCUACAGAAGAAACUAUAAAGUACGGGAUGUUCUUACUGAACACGGUAGUGAUCCUGCUACAAACUGCACUCACCUUAAAUUAUCCAUUUAAAAUUCUCAGUUUUAAUUUAGUCAUAAAUAAUACCAGAAUAUGCAUUUCUUUAUUUAUUUGUAUGUUUGUUUGUUUGAUGAACCGUCCAAUAGGCUACUGCGCUAAUGUUUUUACGUGCUUUUGUAGGCUAAUAUAAUUUUAUUAACGCGAGUGGCGUGUAAAUAUACUUAUGCAACAAAGUGCAUGCGUUGCAAAAAUUAAGCAAAAAUAUACCCCCCGCCCCACACACACACACACACACACACACACACACCACCACCACCAGGUCAUCCCAUUCUCACGGUUUUACGGAAGUAUGCUCCUGAAUAUAAUAUAAAUGUACAAAUAAAUAGGCUACAUUGCGACAUGUCAGUCCAGUUUUGGCCGAUCUGUUAACCUUUAUUUAAUUAGCAGCUCUGUUCUGUACUGAAGCGCACCAGGUUCUCGGUGGAUGCGGUGAUGGAUGAGAGGCGGGGCCCAUCCGAUGCGCGUCACUGUGGCUCCAUAAAACAGCCUCGGACCAUAAAUCUCCAGCACUUUGAGAAGCCAGGCAGAAGCCGAAGGCAGAGAUCGGUAGUGAUGAACAUCUAAACUGGACGUUCGGCUCAAGGUUGACACUGCGCAGCGGCGAGUUUAAGGUGAAAAGGGUGGUGGAGCAAAACGAGUCCGAGACGUAAAAGACAUCUGUGCUGUUCUUCCCUCCCAUCCAUGAUGCGGGACUCUGUCUUCAACUGCUGUGUUUCUCCAUCCCAUCCUCCUAGUGGAGAGGAGGAGCCCCACCAACACAGAAGCAGAGCUCAGGCUCCGCCCCCUAACGACAGGCGUUUCCUUAUAUUCUUUGACUUUGACGAGACCCUGGUGGACGAGUGCAGCGACGACUCUAUGGUUACUGUGGCGCCUGGUGGAGUCCUGCCCGGCUGGUUGAAGGAUACCUAUCAUUCCGGCCGCUACAAUGAGUACAUGCAGCGUGUGCUGGCCUACCUCUCCGAGCAGGGCGUUACCCCGGCAGCUAUUCGAAGCACAGUGGAGAAACUCCCUCCCUGCCCAGGCAUCCCCACUUUGAUGCAUUUCCUGCUCUCCCAGCCUUCAAGGGACUUUGAAGUAAUUUGUGUGUCAGACGCCAACACAGUCUUCAUAGAGACGUGGCUGCAGCACUUGGGUUUCCAACCACUGUUUCUGCGCAUUUUCACCAACCCAGCUCACUUUGAUGAUAAUGGGCAGCUGCAGCUUCGCCCUUUCCACUCCCAUGAGUGCCUGCGAUGCCCGGCGAACAUGUGCAAAGCGGUGGUGGUGAGGCAGUACGUGGCCCAGCGUGUGCGAGAGAGGGGCGGACGGCCGUACCAGAAGGUUUUGUACGUGGGCGAUGGGGCCAAUGACUUUUGCCCAUCACUCACACUGUCACCGGGCGAUAUAGCAUUCCCGCGCCAGGACUUUCCAAUGCACAAACUGAUCCAAGAGAUGGCGGAAACCAAACCUGGAGAGUUCAAGGCCAGUGUGGUGCCCUGGAACAGUGGAGAGGAUGUCAUCAACACCCUGAAGAAGAUAUUAGAGAGGCCCUAAAUAUAUACAUACACCUAAAUGAGGCCCUAAUAACAUGGGCUUUCUAGAGUACAUUCCAAACUCUUUUGGGUUGCCAAAUAUGUAUCAACUGGCAGGCUGUUAAGGGUCUUUUAAUAAGAUACAGUUGAAAUAACACCGCUAUAAACUUACAUUUAAAUACACAGACACAUCCAUACGAGAAUGAAUUGAUAAUGUGUGUGUGUUAGUGUGUACGUGUGUGUGUAUGUGUGAUUGAGCCUCUGAUUUUUAUCUGAUUGCAUUAACACUAAGACUGGCCAGUGGUGUCUAUCCCUAAAUGCAUUAUUAUUUUUAUUAUUAUCAUGCUUGGGACCAAUUUCUGUAUUGUACUGUCAUUCACACAUAAAUUCAAAUAUUGUAUAUUGUUCUUUUUGUAGUUUUAAAGAUGCAAAUCUAAGAGGUGCUGUAGGUGAUUAUUUAUGUGAAAAAUGCUAAAGUGAUUCACUAAAAUGAUCAUCUUACUAAUGAGAAAUAAAUUCCAAUGGUUAGUAUUUGUGGUUUAAAUACUGUGUGUAUUGUAUGCUGUGUUUUUUAUUAGUAAACUUGAACCCAUCCUCUGUUGGCAGGAUGUGCUGCAUUUUUUUUUAACCUGUGAUUUGAAGAAUUUGUGUUUGGUUUUAUGUUUGUUCCUUUCUCUUAUGCAAAGUAACUUUGGAUGUGAGACUAUGGAUCUGAGAUCUCUUAACCUCACCAGCAUGGAUAUAAAGCCAUUUACUCAA